GACUCCUAUGUCACUGUAGUGUGUACAGCCCGAAGACAGGUGAUGGAGGAGGCGGGAUCAGACUGUGGCGACAGUCUGUCUGUCAGAGGAGGGGAGGGUAGCACCCCCUGAACUUGGUGUUGGGCUGAUGCGGUACUACAAGUUGAAAUGUUUAAGUUGGCAGGGAGAUGAAAACUGUUACUUCUGUUCACAUUUGUGAAGGCACUGAGGUAGGUAGCCGCUGAAGAAACAAAAACGAAACAGCGGCAACCGGCAGGGACAUGGAAAAGAAAACCAACACCACUGAGGAUGACUGUGUGGAUUCGGGAGCCGAAACAGGGGGGUCAGACUACAGCCGUGUGUCCUCUACAAGUAGUGAAUAUUCAUUGGAGUCGGUGCAGGACCCUUUCCAUGUCAGCAUGCAUAUUAUUGCAGACCCUGGAAAAGCAGAUGUCCUUCAGAAUGCUAUUGAUAACUUGCUAGCAUGGAUUAACCCAGAUCUACAGCUUUUCCGUGUUUCAGAGGGACCAGCUUCCCAGAAGCAGAAACGACCUUGCAGUGGAGUUGUAAACCAGCCUUCCAUUGCUGUCAUUCUAUUUCUACAGGAAGAAUAUGGAAAAGAGCAGAUUCUAAAACUUCAUAAAACCUUUCAGAGGCCUCCUUGGCAAUAUCACCACACUGAGCGUGUUCAUGGUCGAAUCCUACCAUAUAUGCCUUGUAACCAGGAUUUCUUUACACUUGCCCAAGGAACCCCACUGUGGGCCAUAAGACAGGUGCAUUAUGGGAAAGAAAUAAUCAGAUUCACCAUAUAUUGUAGCUACAGAAAUUUUGCUGACAUGAUUAAACUGUACCAGCUAAUUUUGAAAGGGGAAGUGUCUCACAAGAAACUAGAUUUUUGUGUCUUCCAUAUUUUUUCUAAUAUUGAUGUAGAGAUUCAGUUGUCUCUGAAAAGACUUCCUAAAGGCCAGUAUCCUAGCCCUACAGAGUUUGCAGUGUUGGAAUUCAGAGUAAAAGGUAUUGGUCAUUUGGUUCCCCUUUUGCCAUAUUCAUGCAGCCCAAUCAGUGAGUAUAGAUGGCAGACAGAAGAUUAUGAUGGGAACAAGAUCUUGUUGCAGGUGCGCAGUACAAGUAUGAGUUCUGCUAGAAAGGGCACAUUGAUUCAGCAUAACGAAACUAGAAGUCCACCUUUCAGUCCUGUUACCUUCAUUCCUAAGAGUGACGUGUGUACAUCUGAGAAAAUCAUUCAUCAACAAAAGAUGUUUCUUACUUCUAGACUGCCACUGGUAAAUGGCCUUAACAGAUGCUGUGGUAUCUCUCAGCAGGAUUUAUCAAACAGUUGUCAUGAAAAUGUCAGCAGGAGAUCCAGUGGUACAUCUGAGGACUCGUGGUCCAUCCCACGUUGCAGUUCCCUUUUUUGCUUGCCAACUACAGGCUGUUCUCCACUUCCCAUGUCUCCAUUCAAUAAACCAUUCCAGCUCUCCUCUGAUAGAGUUUCCCCUGGAAGGAUCUUGCAACAAGAACAAAGAACAAGACUUGCAGUUGAACUUGAGGAUGCUGAGGAGACGGAUGUUGAUACAGGAAUGAGGGUUUCCUUCUCAGACUUAUCAGUGGUGUCAGCAUACUCUGCUCCUAGUGAGUGUUGCAGUGACAUGGAGAAUGCUCUUCCAGUUGAAAAUCAACAUAAAGUUAGCACAGACAAAGCCAUCCACAGAGUAAGACCUUUGUCAGCAAUGAGCAAUCCCCUUCCUUCCACUUCCACCUGUAACUAUACCUCACUUCGGUCCCUCAAUGAUCUAACUUCUGAUUCUUUUUUGUCAUCUCAGUUGCACCUUUGUGUAUUAUCACCAACACCUAAUUUCUCAAAAACCUCAACAGUCUUUCAUUCUAGUAGUCAGACUGCAGAAAUAGAUAACCCAGUGUCAAAUCAUGAGACUUCUGAGGAUCAAAGUGAUAAAAAUGCCGAAGAAUUCUACAUCUGAACAGUUGCAGUCAGAGGCUGCCAGUGGACUAAAAUUGCAGCAUUUUUAUAUAAUGUGACUAACAAAGGAGAUAAAACUAAACUAAUUUAUUAGGAAAUUAAAGAAAAUCACAUUUUGGGACUGAAUUUUCAAAUUUUGUAUGUGCAGUUCAGCUGCUUUUAUUUAUGUCUGACUUUCAGAGUUAAGACAAGAUCAUUUUGUAAAAUGUUUUAUCCAUGAAAGCAACAUGUCUUGGAGUUAAUUUUGCCCAAAGUUAUCCCGAAAAAGGAACUGCAUGUGCACCACUUUGAACCGUGAGUGUGCUGGUGUCAGCAUUUCGAAUAAGGUGUACUAAUUGACUAAAUCCAUCAUUUGUAAUAUAGAUAUGUUGUCAUGCAAACAAAUGGAUUGUAGUUAUUGCUCCCUUCAAACCCUAAACUGUUUAUAUCACUACUGUAUGAAAUAUAAAUAAUAAUAACAUAAAGCCUCAGGAAUAAACAUAAGCAUUAGCUUCCUUAUUGAUAUUGUUAUAUAAAACUGACAUAGCUGCUUUACUGCUGCAUUGAUGCCAAAUAAUGUAUUAUAUUAGUGACAUCAGCCAACGAUUUCAAAAUAUGUGCUGCAUUGCCAUGCUGUGUAUGUGGAGGACGUGUUUUGCCAAACACUGUUUGCCUGACUGACAGCAGCACGAUUCCUUUAGUAAGAUGCGGUGUGUACCUUCUCCACUGUUCAUGUUGGUAUGUAUAAGUUAGGUGGAUGGGGAGCCACAUGGUGGGGGUACUUGAUUUGUCUGUCAGAGAACAGACCUUUGAUGAAUAAUCAUGAAUCCUGUAUGUGUUACCGAGCAGGAUCUUAAAGGACUUAUACUUACACCUUUUUCAAACACAUUGCUGUAAAGUAAAAGUUUAAUACAGAAUUAAUGUUUCUGCUAGACCUAGGGUGAAGGCUCAUGAAGCAAAAGAAAAUAAAAUUCAGAACAUCCGAUCCAUUAGUCCUACUUAUAAUUAUUAUUAGCAGGCAGCUGUUGUGGUAGUUUGUCACAUAUUAAUAUCUACUUUUAUGAUGAUUACAACUGUAAUUUUUACAGAGCCUGGGUGAAAAAAAGCACAGUAAUGCAUGAAUUGAGGUUAAUCUGUUUUAUGCAUGCAUUACACAAGUGUAGGUUUCUAAACUACAUCUUUGUAACACAUAAAACAAAUGUUGCUGCUGUGUUGUUGUUGUUGUAUAGAUGUAUGGGGAGUACAGGAGAAUGUUAAGGAAUGAUGGGAAUUGCUACCUGGCAUAACACAUACAUAUCGGUGUCUCUUUUGUUACAAAUAAAACUUGUGGUUAAGCUGA
Messenger RNA from Protopterus annectens (West African lungfish), 3275 nucleotides. RefSeq names its product family with sequence similarity 124 member A (gene FAM124A). The record is from RefSeq and is a predicted model, not a curated record. Bases 261 to 1958 code for a protein of 565 amino acids. The transcript has 4 exons. NCBI's taxonomy places the organism in Eukaryota, Metazoa, Chordata, Ceratodontiformes, Protopteridae.